Molecule: messenger RNA, 1122 nt
Organism: Aspergillus novofumigatus IBT 16806
Lineage: Eukaryota; Fungi; Ascomycota; Eurotiomycetes; Eurotiales; Aspergillaceae
Gene: eb1
Product: microtubule-binding protein BIM1
Exons: 6
Coding region: 169-912 (247 amino acids)
Biological process (GO): protein localization to microtubule plus-end; spindle assembly; regulation of microtubule polymerization or depolymerization
Cellular component (GO): microtubule organizing center; cytoplasmic microtubule; spindle midzone
Molecular function (GO): microtubule plus-end binding
Source: RefSeq, a predicted model, not a curated record
CUACGGCUGCUCGUUCUCUUCUCCCCAUAAACAAAUUCAACCUCGACCAAAAACAAAGGCCAUCUGUAGCUGAAUUUUCCUCUCCUUUCAAUAAUCGCUUGAGCUACAAUCCCUCCCCGACGCCCUUUCAACGGUUGUGCAUCUUCGCAGUGACAAAAUUACCCCACCAUGGGAGAAUCCAGACAGGAAUUGCUGGCAUGGGUUAACACCCUACUGCAGCUGAAUCUAACCAAGAUCGAACAGUGCGGAACCGGGGCCGCUCUGUGUCAGAUUUUCGAUUCGAUAUUUAUGGAUGUUCCCAUGUCGCGUGUGAAGUUCAAUGUCAACACCGAGUACGCCUAUCUCCAGAAUUUCAAGAUCCUUCAGAAUACAUUCACUCGCCACCAGAUUGAGAAGCCGAUCCCGGUCCAGCAGCUCUCAAAAUGCCGCAUGCAGGAUAACCUCGAAUUUCUCCAGUGGACCAAGAGAUACUGGGACCAGCACUACCCCGGGGGCGACUACGAUGCCGUCGGCCGCCGGAAGGGUUCUGGCGCUCCAGCCCCUUCUGCCACUGGUACUCGCUCUGGCGCAUCGUCCUCGGCGGGAGCUACCCGGAGAGGAGCUACCCCUACAACCGGCGCUGUUCGCCCUCGGGUUUCUGCAGCCGCCGGAGGAGCUAGCACUGCUGCUCUGCAGCAGGAGAUUGCGACUCAGAAGGAGGCUAUUGCUGGCCUGGAGAAGGAGCGCGACUUCUACUUUGCCAAGCUCCGGGAUAUCGAGCUGCUGCUGCAGAAUGCCAUCGAGGCUGACCCGGAACUGGAGAAGGAAGAAGACACUCUGGUGAAGCAUAUCCAGGGCAUCCUGUACUCGACGGAGGAAGGGUUUGAGAUCCCAGCGGAAGCGGAGGUCGUCGAUGAGCUGGAGACAUUCUAGGUUCAUGGCAAUAGACGUCUUUUCGUUAAUAAUACCCCUUUAUCACUAGCGUUGAAACCGUGAUCCUUUACAUCCCCACCGACUUGAAUCAGUCCCUUUUCCCUCCGUCUUUGGUUUGGAUUAGUGGCAUAUGGAGUGCGAGCAGCGCCUCAUCCGUGCUUGGGCGUGUGGUGAGCCAGACAAAUACGAAUUGCAAAGCAUAGAGUGAAA